AUGGAAAUUUUGAAGCAGGCGACUCUUGCACCGAUGAUCAAAAAACAUCUCCCCAGUUUUCUACUUAAUUUCAUCGACAAAGACAAUGAAACUUUAAACACAUUCCUUUUGCAUAAUUCUUUUACUGAUUCUUGUGAAAAACCGAACAACAAAAUUUUCGAUCGGCUUGUACAAAUGGAACUCAUUUACAUUUUUCAUACUAAAAGUGAAAAAUGCAAAAUCAAACUUUAUCGAAAUUUCACGGAAAAUAUUAAUUUUUUGAUUGAUAAUAAAGAAUACGCUAGCAGCAGAAUUAAAAUUGAUAGUUACAAUAAAAACUUGGUGAAAUACUCCCACACUUAUGGUUAUCAUUGUAGUUAUUUAGAUGGUAACUCAUUCAACUACACUCUGCUGAACUCAGAGGAACAAACACAUGCAGACCCAAGGCAGGCGUACAACAGCAAUGACAUCUCACAUGCCAGUUACGACGAACCAACUGCAUCGUACAUCAACACUUUCAUCCUCACCUACAUCCCUUUAAUCAUCUACAUCGUCGGAGUCCUGGGGAACUCUUUGUCCCUAUCGGUCCUGGUUCGUAAGAGGAUGAGGAGAGUUUCCACGUACACGUAUUUGUCCGUGUUGUCCGUGGUGGAUACGUUGGUGCUGACGAUGGGACUGUUGCAGUUGUGGAUCGGCGAGAGAUCGAAUUUAGGCUGGCUGAGGGACCAGUCGAAUGUGGCCUGUAAGACUUUGAAUGUCUUCUCUUACUCGAUGAGUGACCUGUCAGUCUGGCUGAUCAUUGCCGUCACUGUGGAGCGAUUCAUCGCUGUUUGUCAUCCACUGAGGGCUGCUUCCAUGUGUCGCAGGAGGACUGCUCUCAAGGUGGUAUCGUUGUUGUUCCUGCUGCUGUUGACUGUAAAUGCCCAUUUUAUCUGGACUACAGAACUGAAGGAGUUUUCAGAAAUGUUUUCAACGUACGAAAUAACCGAGGAAGGCACGAACCUCUGCUCUUCCGUGAAGAAAAGUCGCUGCAUGGCUGCGGGAGGGCACGAGGACUUCAUACAAAAGUACUGGCCGUGGGUGGACGCGAUUUUUUAUUCCUUCCUUCCAUUCGUGGUGAUCAUCAGCCUCAACUGCAUGAUCAUCAGACGUGUGAUGGUUGCCAGGAGGAGGAGGUGGAAGAUGAUCAGCCAGUCAAGCGUCUCCGUCAAUCGCUCUGAUGCCACGUCUGCUCAUCUCCACCAACAUCAGCUGAACGCAAGAUUUAAAAAAAUAUUUCACAAAGAGCAAAAAGAAAUCUCAAAUUUUGGCUCUAUGGAAGUUUGCCAGAAACAACAAAAACAACAGUACCACAAAAGAAUUCCAAACAGUUUAUUAGAUGGAAUUUACUGCAAAUCAAAUAAUCAUUUUUGUAGCCCUAUCACAACAGCACAAAUAGCAGUUUCAACCACAGAAACAUUGCUAAAUCAAAAAAUUAAAAAUCCUCACUUCCCAGUUCUUUACUCUCCAGUUCUUUACUCGCCGCAGUGCAGCACCGCACAUGAACUUCACACUUUGCAUCACCAAACUAAAUUAAUUCACCAAACGACUAGUACGUUAUCAUUGACUGAUCGGACAUCAAGCAAGGAACAGAACGAAACGAAAUGCAUGCUAAGCAUCAUGUUGCUCACAAUCUCCUUCGCCUUCAUCAUCAUGACUCUGCCCCGGAACAUCUACUUCAUCCUCGUCUACUGGUCAAAUAGUCAUGCAGGCAGUGCAAUGCAUGAUGUGGCGAGUGGAAACAGAACUGAUGGUUACAACAAAAGUGAAAUUCUUGAGAAUGAAGAGUUUCGUACGCACGCAAACCUCCUGCUAGCUUCGACCCUCACAGAAAUGCUGAUGUUCCUUAACCACUCCUCCAACUUCUUUCUCUACUGUGCCACCGGUCAAAAGUUUCGAAUGGAGCUAAAGAAGAUGUUGUUUCCAUGGAAAUCAUGCUUGUCAUCAGCACUCUGCCGCUUGCUCUGCUGCUUUCCAAGCCGUUAUCCAAAUGUGGUCAAGAACAAAAACAAAAAUGCAGUUUGUAAAUACUGUAAAGAAACAGAAAAUAAAACUGAGGCCGAUAAAAAGAAUAGAUCUAAAAAUGAAAAUGCAACAAAGUGCAAUACAGUUCAACAACUGGAGAUGCAUGCAGUGGAAAGCGUUGAUGUUACAAGAAAAACUGAUGCUGGCAAUCUUCACGACCGUGACAUGCACGAUCUGUAACGCUGCUAUUCGUUAGUGCAUGUACAAUGACGAGAUAAAUUUUCGUGAAUAAUUUUUUCAAAUCACAACUGUCGUAAAACGUUAUCGCGGUUUUAUCAAUCUCCAAACAUUUUUAAUCACUUUUUUUCAAUUUCAACACAUUCAGCAAAAAGCAUGGAGACACAGACUUUCUGAAUAAUUAACCUUGAAAUAUUUUCAGCAUUUAUAUCGUAGAAUUUAAAACAAGUUAAUAAAGUUUGUAAAA
This is a messenger RNA of Helobdella robusta, 2467 nucleotides long. RefSeq lists its product as hypothetical. The transcript is spliced from 5 exons. The coding region runs from base 1 to 2223 and encodes 740 amino acids. Gene Ontology annotation, cellular component: membrane. Lineage: Eukaryota; Metazoa; Annelida; Clitellata; Rhynchobdellida; Glossiphoniidae. Gene Ontology annotation, molecular function: G protein-coupled receptor activity. The record is from RefSeq and is a predicted model, not a curated record. Gene Ontology annotation, biological process: G protein-coupled receptor signaling pathway.